Paramecium tetraurelia is the source of this 594-nucleotide messenger RNA. RefSeq lists its product as uncharacterized. The transcript is spliced from 3 exons. NCBI's taxonomy places the organism in Eukaryota, Ciliophora, Oligohymenophorea, Peniculida, Parameciidae. The record is from RefSeq and is a predicted model, not a curated record.
AUGAAGAUUUGCUAAUUAUUACGAAAUAGAGUGCUCUUUUUUAAUUGUGAUAUAUAAACUGUCUUUAACAAUCCUAAACACAUGUAUAACCCAGGUUAAACAAUAUAAUGUGCCCAAUUAAUGAAUGAAGCAGCAGGCAUAUUAAAUAUCCCAGUUGUUUAUACCGAAUAAAAUGUCAAGGCUUUUGGAUCAACAAUUCCAGAAGUCAAGGCUACAAUUCCAUCAAAUAGUCAUUAUUACGAAAAACACACAUUUUCAAUGUAUAAUGAGGACGGAAAGAAGGUUCUAUCUUAAUAUCCUGACAAGAAUUAAGUUGUCAUAUAUGGUUGGGAAGCACAUGUCUGUGUUUAACAAACCUGUCUGGAUUUAGUUAGAAAUGGUUGUUAGGUUCAUAUCUUAACCGAUGGAACAUCGAGCAAUCGACCGCUUUAUAGAUCAACAUGCUAUUAAAGAUUAGCUUAACAGGGAGUAGUAAUAGAUAAUUCACAGUCAGUUUUAUAUGAAUUGUUAUAGUCCUACAAAGACGAAAAGUUCAAACCAAUUUUAAGUUUAUUUAAGAAAUAUAAAUAUGAAGAGGUUUUUACAACAUUAUGA